Molecule: messenger RNA, 4914 nt
Organism: Pungitius pungitius (ninespine stickleback)
Lineage: Eukaryota; Metazoa; Chordata; Actinopteri; Perciformes; Gasterosteidae
Gene: ece2a
Product: endothelin converting enzyme 2a
Exons: 4
Coding region: 306-1040 (244 amino acids)
Molecular function (GO): S-adenosylmethionine-dependent methyltransferase activity
Source: RefSeq, a predicted model, not a curated record
AAGCGUUACGUCAUUACGCCCCGCCCUUUUUCAAAUCACUCACGAACAUCAACAAGGAAACGUGUGUCUACUCAAACUAAAAUUCCUCAAAGGACUUUGACUAAUUUGAGUAGCUCAUCGAGCUUUCCUUUUCUGCUGUGGAGAUGUGUGGGCAGCACUGAAGAGUCCCCCCCGCUGCACGCGGCCCUACAGCUGCAACGCGGUAAAACUACAACACGUGGACCGAUCAAGUUACGAACCGGCAUUUCUACCAGCCCCCUUCUCCACAUCUCCGUCAGCGCCCAACGCAGCCAGCAACGCAGAUUAUGGACUACCUGCCGGAGGACAACUCCAGAUACAAAGACCUUGACUAUUGGGAUGAAAGAUACAAGACGGAGCAGUCUUACGACUGGCUGGGCAGCUUCUCCAAAUUCCAGCAUAUUCUGGAAAAACACAUCCUCAAAGAAGACUCCAUUCUCAUACUCGGUUGUGGAAACAGCAGUAUGAGCGGGGACAUGUACAGUGCCGGCUACCACUGCAUCACCAACAUAGACUACUCCUCGGUGUGCAUCGGGGCGAUGGCCGACAGGUACAGCGACUGCGUGGGGAUGACAUGGCAUCAGAUGGACGUGCGCCAUCUCUCCUUUCCCGAUGCGUCCUUUGACGUCAUUAUAGAGAAGGCCACGCUGGAUGCCAUCAUGGUGGAGGAGAAGACUCCUUGGGAGGUGUCUCCUCAAGCUGAUGGUUUCAUUCACCAAGCACUCACAGAGGUCAGACGCUGCUUGAAGCCCGGAGGACGGUUCAUCUCCGUGACCUUUGCCUCGCCCCUCUUCAGGAAACGCCUCUAUGCGCGCACAGAGUACAACUGGUCGAUCCGGAAGUACGGUUAUGGAGAAGGCUUUGAAUAUUUUGUGUAUGUAAUGACUAAAGGGGAGGCGCUAAGCCCAGAAGAUGCAGCAGUGGAGAAAAGGCUACUGGAGGACACCAAAUCCCCACCUACCACCAACGCCACAAUGCAAAGCGAAGAUGAGGAAACCUUCCUGUUGAAUAUUGGAUUCUAAGGACUCGAUACUGCGACACGCAAACUUCUCCACGCUCGAAAGUACAACAGAAACUGCCUUUGCGUUUUUACCUUACAGUUGUGUAGUUUUGUAAGAAUCAACUGUAUUUUAAGUUGGGGUUGAUGUUGGGCAUAUGUGUUCAUAUAGACAUCCAUAGGGAAGGAUUUUAGCACAUUUUAAAGCAAAAUUUAAACCACGAGGUACACUCAAUACAAAUAGAAUAUGUUAUAUAAUAUCAUUUUCUCACUAAAUAGUGGCCAAAUAUCGAUUCAAAUCCAGGUGGUUAUUUAUUUAGACAAAAUUGACAACAUUUACAUGUAGAGGAGAAAAAUAAAAGGAUUUGGCUAAUCAAAACUUACCCUAAAUAAACACUUCUUGUUGUACAAGAAACCCAAGAAAAAUACCUAAUUCUCUUUUCCCAGCUUUAACCAAAAAGUCUCCCAACAUUUAUAAAAAUAUAAUAGAUUACUGCCAGCAAUAUUUUAAUGAGAGAUCACAACGAACUAGCACAUUAUAUAAUGUCAACGUGAACAAAUGAACAAAUCUUCACUUUUAGUCAUAACUAAACCUAAAAUCAAUUUUCAAUAUGUUUUUAAUGAUUAUGUUGUUUAUUCAGUCAGUUUUUGAUCACUAUGAAGUCAUUUUGAAACUGUUUAACCAUGAAUCAUCAUGUUUCUGUAUGUUUUAUGUUGCUGCUUCUGUUGUAGUGCAGGUCAUUAUAGAAACUUUUAUCUUUUAAAAAUCAACGGCCCAGUGUUCUCCUUCGUUCGGCCCGUACAUCAUAGAUAUUCAACGGUCUCUGCUUUCAUGGUGCGGCACAAUUCUGAUCAUGUUGCAAAUUUUGCAAGACCAAACUGGCACGUCUAGACACAGUGAAUAACAGCAGGACUGACCUGCAUGUACAGUUGGUGUUAAAUUCUAUUUAUAUGCCAGUCGAAUUCUACCAUUCUGGGUUUGGGUCUGCAUCUGGGACCCGUGUCUGCUUCGGAUUCCAGUCCAAAGUGUUUUAAACAAGCCAGAUCAGACGAGCAGCAGCCCGGCCCGAGUGUUAUUUGUUGAGGAAACAUGAGACUUGCUCGGGUCUUGUGCUCUCUGCUGCUUAAAUUUAGACCUGAAAGAGAAAGCCAGGCAUGCAGACAGGCAGAAAGGCUGGUGACUGGAGGGGGGACCACAUUGAUAAAGUAGAAAUCAUUUAUUUUUAAUUCUCCACUGAGAUCUAAUUACUGCCUAUUUUUAAGACUUAGGAAAAAAAAAAGGUGCAUGAUUUUUUCAGAUGGCUCUUCUUUCUUGCCAUGACUUGUUGCUGAACUGUGACUGCAGUUUGCGGUUGACAAAAGGCAGGUAAUAGUAAGGUAAGACCUUCUAGAUGCUUUUGAUCACAUCCCGCCAUCUUCCUCAGCAGGCAAAGUUAGCCCAGUUGCCAUUUUAGUAACUGUUGACUAAACGCCCCCCUUAGUUACGGUUGCUACGCUCACGAGGUGUGUGUUAUCACGUGGCACAUAUGGGUUUUGUGGUGAGAUUGUUUUAUCAAGUACUGUUUUUAAAGUGAAGCAUGCAUUUUUAGUCUAAAUAUGUUGUGUUCUGCAAUAACAUCAACAUUUUCAGUUGUUUUAAUCUUAGUGUCUUUUAUACUAUAAGAAGAUUUCAAACUAACCACUGGGAUUGGAUAUUUUGUUGUGGACCACACUCACAAAUACACACUGCGAACACACUGUUGCAGACAGCGGUCUCAAUCUCAACCGCUCUGUAUCGACCCAAAACCCCACCCCCGUCGGCCUAUUAUCUGGUUUCCAUGGUGACAUUUGUGUCCAAUGUCCUGAUGACCUGACAAAGAAUCUUAUGUAAGUGGCUGUAGGUCUUAUAAUGACAAUGGAGACUUAAGGGCGCUGCGCAGCUACUUUGCAGCACGGGGACGUGCAACAUAUAAAGAUGGAUUAAGCUCUCAGUGUGAUUGGAUGAAGGUUGGAUGUUUUCCCUGCAACAUGUAAAGUGUGUUUUUUUUUCUGCUUCUCUUAAAAUACAAGUUAUACGUGUAGCGGGUGGAAAAUGAAAUUGGUUUUCCGCUCCCUUAGUUAGACUGACUGAUCUGCAGCGGCAGAGACCCCGACAGUGAGAUCUAACUAGACUGGACUUAAGUUACAUAACACAGAGCACGGAGCAGGCCGCACGCGGGGGAGCUUUGGCCAUUCUUUUCUAUUUAGCACAAACCUCUGUGUCUUAUUUGCGGAUUAUUUCGGGGUUUUUUUUUAGCUGACCACCCGAGUUACCCGGGUGUCUUGAGCUAUGAUUUAGCAUAGAGCACUGUGUGUGUGCUUAUGUGCGAGAGAGAUUGGGGAGGCAGCAUUUUCUCUCCUGCUGCUAAUUGUCCUCCAUGCUCUGUUGCCCAAGGGCAGCAAGAACGCUAAUCUACUGCAUGCUCAAUGGCUUCCUGUGUCUUUCUGUCUCUCUCUCGUUCUCUCACUCGUCUCAGCACCACCCUGCUCUCUCAGCCUGCAUCGAUUGGCCCUGAGUGCUUUGGUGUGUGGGUGUUGUGUGAGGGCUCAUGCAACUCAAUAGGACUACUGCAUGCUUUAAACAAACAUCUGUGGGUUUUAUCUGCCUCCCUGUAUUUGUUUGCGUUAAACUGUGUCACGACACAGCACCACUGACUUGUUUUGCCCUAUUGAACCGCAGGCGCACUCAAAGCAUCCUGUGAUUCUUGAAGGAAACUUUUGAUUUCCUCCAUCCAUGGUCCUAAUGUUGCGGUUUACGUUCUGUUCUACUAACAAAUGAAUGUAUUGACAUCUGAGAAAUGUAGAAAGAAAAGGCCCUUGCUCUUAGAGCCGGUGAGUGUGCCCCGAUGACUCGCUCAAGGUCACUCGCUCUGCACUGCGCUCCAACGGCGGUUACAGCCGCUCACGGCGACCCGUCUGAUCUCGUUUUGGCGGUGGCGUGGCACCGACCCUCCUGUUCCCUCUAGUAAACACUGUCGCCUCUGUCUUCUAUUGUUGUCCUUGUUACUGCUGCUCCGUUAGAUCCAAUAGCUGGCUCAGACGGUGCCAUGUUGAGACCCCUCAGAGGCAGUACGAGUGCCCUGAGGGGUCUCAGAGCUUGUGUACACCUAUGAAGCAAGCUGCUACAGCCCGGGGGAGAUAAGAUUGAGGAAUCGACAGCUAUCUUUCGUCAGUGGAAACCAUUCUGCAUCGGCUGUGGUGUGCACAUGGAAAACAAACUGCCUCUGCUUUAAACUGGUCUGUAUAUCUGCCCAAAUCCCUUGGGGCUACGUAAUGGCAUAAUAUACUGUAUGGCUGGCUUAUGUAACUGGAGGAGGAAUAUUAAUGGAUGUCCGCUCAGGAUGGGCCGAAAGUGGAAUCAGAUCAAAGCUCUUUGUUCUCACUGCACAUGCUCAGUUUGACCCUAGAGAGUUGCUUUGAGCUUUUGCGUGUUCAUUGUAUGUGAGAGAUAACAGUACAGCGGCGCUUAACUUUACAACUCGCUGCUUUAGCUUCUUCUUUGUUUUGCACAGAAACAUUCCAAUGUGUGUCAGCAGAUGUGUUGACACCAGCCCAUCCACCAGGUCAGGACAUAGGACUCAAGUCCUUGUGUUGCAUCUAUACCUCCAGCUCACAGUCCACUGACCUCUGACCCUGUGAAGUGCAAAACAAAGACUGAACUGUAAUUAGGGGGCCGUGUCUCAUUAGUUUUUCUCUGGAAUUUUCAGGUCAGAAAUUCUGCAUUAGAAUAAAAAAAAAAUGCUUUUGCAUGGAUGAUAUCCAACUAAAAGCUCUGUAGCCCACAAGUACUAAUUAAACUAUUAAAAAAAAGUAUUUUGGAAACGCCUGGGGGGGAAUUUCUUCCAUCAUGAUCACGGACAAUGGUCAAGGUGUCUCCGACU